Messenger RNA from Medicago truncatula (barrel medic), 3590 nucleotides. RefSeq lists its product as uncharacterized. The coding region runs from base 2913 to 3389 and encodes 158 amino acids. NCBI's taxonomy places the organism in Eukaryota, Viridiplantae, Streptophyta, Magnoliopsida, Fabales, Fabaceae. The transcript is spliced from 2 exons. The record is from RefSeq and is a predicted model, not a curated record.
GAGGAGGGGGAGGAGGAGGAAGGGGAGCAGGAGGAAGGGGAAGAGGAAUAGGCAGAGGAGUGGGGGCCGGAGCAGGUGCUGGAAUUAUCGGUGCUGGAGUUAUUGGCGGGUCAACCGCCUAUCACGGGAGUCAUCGCUCCAAUAGUUCUGCACCAUCAUUAUCUGCAGGGCCUUAUGUUUGUGUCUCAACAUUUCUUUUAUGUUUGAGCUUUUGGCUUUAAUUACAUUGUUUCACUUCCACUAGUUUAGUAUCAUGUUAUGUAGCUUUUGUAUAGGCCUACAUUAAUACUAUGUUUAAUGUAUACGCUGGUCACAAUUAAAAACAUGUUUGCUUGUUGAUUAUAGUUUGUGUCCUCUGCCGGAAUGCUAUCAAUUUAUAAUGUCAUCGAUGGUAUCAUUUAGAAAUGUAGUGUGAUUAUAUGUAUAAAUCUCUGCAAAUAUAUGUUAAGUUUGAACGUGUGACUUUUGAGGUUGAAAUUCUAGAGAGAACAUUUGGUUAUUUACUGACAAUGUUUACUUUGUUUUGGCAAGAUAAACUGUUUUAUCUAUGUUAAAUCUUUUUACUAUGCAUUCAGCUUGCUGGAUUAUAAAAAUUCAAAGUGAGAAAUAAGAAUACAAACGAACGAAAACAGGUUGGCCUCCUCAGAACUUUUCACACCAUAGGCCUAGGGACUCCACCAUCCCCCAAAAAAGAACAACUGCUAUUUCCUCGUCUUAGGAACUGGUGCAUUUUUCUUUGCUUUUUUGGCAAUCUUGCUCUCCUAGUUGCUUCUCAUUUUAGCCAGGUUGCACUUGCACUUGCAGGAGUAUUGGUUCAUAGGACACGCUAGAGAGCUUAAGAUCAAAACAUAAAGCUCAAAGAUAGUUCAAGCUUUGGAAAUUCGUUUGAAUUUUUUUGUGGUGAACAGUUUUUUAAGCCAUUUUCCUAAUCCUUUAGUCAAUGUUUCAAGCUCUAGCAGUCCAUCAACAUUUGAAGCACAAAUAGAAUGGAUUCAAGUCUGUUUUAGGAGGAUCAACUUACAACAUAAAUGUGCCUUAAAUACAAUAUGCAACUGUCUCUGUAUUCCUCCAUAGCAAAAUGAUGGGGCCAUCAAUGAUAUUGGAGAAAGUCAUUUGUCCGAACAGUAGAAGUAACAAAGUCAUUUGCAGAAAAUGAAACUGUGUCACAUUUUCCUAUUUCACUUUCUGUCAAUGAAACAGUCAUGAGGUUGGUUAGAGAACAAAGACAUCCUUUGGUUACUCUUGACAAUAAAGUAGUGCCAAAAUGAACUAGUUGCUUCAACAGUUGACAUUUAUUGCAGAGAAUUACAAAUACAACUUCAGAACUCAUGAUCAAUAGAGAGUUAGAGGAUAUUCUCAGUCAUGCUUUUAUAUGUAUUUACCCUUCUAGUUUUGAUCAAUGGCUUGAACCUGAGUUGAGCCUGAAAGACGAAGACGAUCAAAUAAGUACCAAGCAAAGCAGUCAAUAGGGUCUAAUAUGAAACGAGUCACGACUAAUAGAUCUGUUGUUUUGUUAACAUUAGAAAAGUAGGAUAACUCUUGAUCAUUAUUAGUUAUAUAUGUUAGUUAACUAUGUUAGUUAGUUCCGUUACUUUAUUUUAUGUGUUAGUUGAGGGUUAGUUAUUGUUAGUUAUUCCUUUCCUUACCAAUUGAUCUAUGUUUAAAUUUGGAACCUGAUAUCACUUAUUAUAAUUAACCUUCAUUCAGUCAAUAGAGUAUCAUUCAUAACUUUCUUUCAUCUUGUAAUGUUAUGGUAUUAUCACGAGCUCAAUUUGAGAGUAUCAUCUUUAUCAACAAUGGCAAGAAACAAUUCUUCCUUGGGAUCUGAUGACACUCUAUUCACUCAAGAACAGCUCGAGAGCAUUGAACAGGUUUGUUUUACUACAGCAGAUAAAUCAAUAGGCAAACAUUCUGUUAACAAGUGCAGUUCACAUUCUAGACAAACAUAUUGGAUAUUAUAUUUGAACACCAAUUAACUUGUUGAUGGCCUCUACUAUCUCAAAGGAUCACAUUUUAGUGUAACUAAUUAUAAUGAUGCUAGUGUAAACAAUGUUAAAGUUAGUACUAUACCACAAUCUGCUUUGUAGCAUUUUAGGAUCACAUUUUUAGCAUUUUUAAAGUUAGUGGAACUGAUUUGUCUCUAUAAUUCAAGUUCUAGAGGGUGCAACAUAUGCUGUGAAUGAAUUACCACAAUUCAUCGCAAAAUAAAACGAGUUCAGUAACAUGGAUCCUGCUGAUAAGUGAUACCAUUACACUAGAUUCCAUUAAUGACAGCAGGCCAACAAAUGAUAGUGCAAGAAGGUACACGCAUGCGAAACACAAACUUUUGGAUGAAGUUUCAAGUUUUUUUUGUUGUUGUUAUUAGCCUAGUGGCCAACUCACAUGGGGAGGGGAAAGUGAGGAGAUUUGGGACCAGGAUACCACAUGAAAUGUCCUCGCAUCCAAACUACCAGGUUGUAACAACGAGGACAUGAUGAAGUUUCAAGUUAAAAUUAGAAAGGAAUAAAAAGAAAGUUUUUGAUUAGGAGGAAAGAAUUCUCUAGGUUUUCUUGGUUGAAGAUUAUACAGGUCAAAAACCUCCACAAGACACAUAGGAUUUUAAUAAAAACUCAUGAAUAUCAAUGGUGUAAAUGUUUUGAAACUUAAGGGACUUACAUGGGAAACAAACAAAUUGAAAGAAAUGCUAAAGUACUUUGGCAUGUAACUUAGAGGUCCACAUUAGUGCCCCACAGAGAUUUCCUCCCCUUAUCAUAAAUGCUAUGGACAUAUAGGGCAAGUCAUUUUCUACUCAUUCUGUCUCCACUUUCAUACUUUUCCUCACCCUCCACGUUUUCUCACCCUUUUGCUUCACACUUAAAUCCUAAUAGUUUGCAAAGAAUCACCACUCCCUUUGCCAACCCCUUAGUUCUAACAUGAAGGUAGUAUUUCUUGCAACUUUUCUACUGUUCAUUUCAGGUGUUGUAGCCAUAUCAAAUGAAGAUUUCAAUAUGAAUUUUACUUCAGAAGGCAAAAGCAUUAUCCAAAGCAAUGAACAAGCACAUGAGCUUAUUGGGAACAUAGAUGGAAAUGGAAACAAAGGAGUCUCUACAAGGGUGAAUCACAAAGUUGUGUUUAUGGAACGUAUUAAUGAGCACAAACAUGAACUAUCUGUUACUGUAAGAAAAGGAGGCGGUGGGAAGGGAGGAGGGGGACGAGGAGGAGGAUUCGGUAUAGGAAGAGGGGCUGGAGCUGCUGCUGGAGUUGUCGUCGGUGGAACUACUGCUGGAGUUGUCGGCGAAGAAAGCAUCAAUCACGGGCCACGUCAUUCUCAUAAUUCUGCAGCAUCAUUUUAUGCAGGGACUUAUUUUUGUUUCUCAACAUUUAUUUUAUGUGUAAUCUUUUGGCUUUAAUUACCUUGUUUCACUUCCAGUAGUUAAGUAUCAUGUUAUGCCACAAUUAAGAACAUGUUUGCUUGUUAAUUAGUUUGUGUCCUCCACCUUAGUGCUAUAAUCUCAUCCAUAAUUUUAUUAAGAAAUGGUAGUAUGAAUAGAUGUAUGAAUCUUUGCAUGUUGCUGGGGUAAAAGAAAUAGAACAUUGUCUUUGUAAUUUAA